AUGAUAACAAAGGAAGCACAACAAACAAAUAUGGAUCUUGACAGUGAAGCAACUCUCUCUCAAGUGGAGACAAAUUUAUAUAAUGCAAUCUGUGAUGCUGGCACAUUACUUCAAAAAGCAAUUCAGAAAAACUCAAAGAAAAAAGUCUUGAUAGCACAAGAAGCAUUAAGAUCAAGAGUCUUUGUCUUAAGAGUAGCAGAAGAAGAAGAUUGGAGUGUCAUAGCAAAAAUCCUAAAACUGACUUCUAGUGAAAGUAAUGAAUUUAAAAUUUUGUUAAUCGAAGUACAGAAACAAGCAAAACCACAUAAAGGUCAAAUAGGACAGCCAUAUAGUAUUAGCAACAAUGAAAUAGAAAGGAAAAGAGCUAGUGGCAGAAGAAGGUAUACAGAAGCUUGUGGCAAAGGUGUUCCAGCUAAUAGAGGAAACAUUCAGACUACAUUCAAUAAACAAAAUGGCUUCCUAUAUCAAUAUGAGGUUACAGAGAUUCAACACUCAAAAAGUACUCUGUUAUAUGAAAAGCUGCAAGCCAAAAGUAACAGUGAUGAUUUCUAUUUGGACUUUAGCCAAAUAGUGGCUUCUACUUCUGAAACUGAAUUGGAAAGCAAUAGCACUUCCAAAACUAAAGAUUACAUUUGCCCUGAGCCCAUUAGGAUUUGUAAAAUCCUGGAGAAACCAAGAGUCAUUGGAAACAACCUUUGGUUUGAAAGAAAGAAAAACUUUAGGAAGUCAUUAUCUAUCUCGAAGGUCCUGAGAGCAAUAAAAAGGAAAGCAACAAAAAAUAAAACACCAGACUGGCCAUAUUCAAUAGUAAAAUGUUUUGCUGAGUAUGCAGGUUUAGAAAGAAAAUUUACAGGCCACUUAUUAAGGAUUUGUGAGGCAACAGUGACAAUGAUUACAAGA
Molecule: messenger RNA, 900 nt
Organism: Cetraspora pellucida
Lineage: Eukaryota; Fungi; Glomeromycota; Glomeromycetes; Diversisporales; Gigasporaceae
Source: the annotation of a GenBank genome assembly